AUGUAUCAGAUGGCGAGAUUGUCGAGGACCUUUCAGAAUUUUCCUCAGAUGAUAAUUAUUUCGAUAAUCUUUCAAAAAAUUUUGCUGGACAAUUCGCGCAAAACAACUCAAUCAAAACGUAAUGUUAAAACAAAAAAUAUCAAAACAAAUGGCGACUAUGAGAAAAGUGUAACGAUUGAGGUUGACAAUGAAAGUGUCAUUGAAAUUGAUCCUGACUCAGAUGAAAGUAGUGAUGAAGAAUUACUUAAACUUCGACUGAAUGCAUUAAAGUCGAAACCUGAAGUUAGAGAUAUUUUUGAUGAUGUUAAUGAAGAAGUAAGUCAACCACCAUCGCCAUCAAUGGCAAUCAAAGACUCAUCGGUAGAAGAAGUACAAUUAAGAAUCAUGGCUCUUAAAUCAGCAAUGCUUAAGAAACGACACAUUUUUAAGGAGAAAAAGAAGAAGAGGACUCUGGAGAAUGAAAGGCCGUACUCACCUUCUGAGGAUGUCAUUCCAAUUCCAAUUGAAGCAGACGAUCCAACAGAGAUGGAAUUCAGUCCUUUAGGGUCACCUUUCAAUGAAGUUGUCGACACAGAAAACCAACAAAUAGAUAUGGAAAUUUCCAAUAGCCCAAUAAUGAAUGAAGAGAGAGAAACAAGCGAUAUGGAUAUUGCACCAUCACCUUCGGAAUAUGCUCGUAAUGAGCCACCAUCAGAUGAAGAUAAUAACGAAGAGAUAGCAUUAAGAUCUUUGCUUUUAACUUCAAUUCAGAAAAAGAAAGUUUUAGAAAAUGAAAAUCGGGACCAAACAAAUUCCUCCAAAGAUGAUCAUGAAAUUGAGUCAAUGACAAUAGAAAACCUUAAAAUGGCUGUGCAAAGGUUGAAACAAAAGAAGAAGGAAUCUUCUUCAAUUACAAUAAAGUCGGGAACUAAAACAAUUGCAAUGUUACUUGAAGAGAAACAAAGAAUUAAUAAAGUGAAAGAGUCAAAUUCAGUUUCGAAUGAAGUCAAAACUCACCAUGGAGAUUCAGAAAUGACGUCAAAUGAAAUACAAAAUGAUGUCGAACAAUGUUAUCUGUCAAAAGAGAUAUCACUGGAGAAGUUUCCACAUAAAAACUUUUUAGUUCGAACAAUCACAAAUGACCUCGUGGUGAAAGAAAAAGCAGAAAUUUCUCAUGCGGAUUCAAAAAGUCCUUCAAUUGAAACUGAUCAAACAUUCUCAACAAUCACAGACACAAAAAGCAUUCCACUCAUUGCAGUUGGGGCAAAACGAAGUCGAUUAGUGACUUCACUUGAAGCCGUUAAUAAACCAGUAUCGAAACUCAUAAUAUCAGUGAAUGCUGAAAGUGAUACAGAUGAUGAUGGAAGUCCCAGUAAAGUUCCUGUAAAAAGACCAAAUAGAAAGAUUUUAGAAGUUCCCGUGUCGAGUGAAGGUAAGGAAAAGUCACAACCCCCAAAAGGGUUUGAAAUUAAUCUCGACAACUUCCUUAAAACCGUGAGGUUAGAACAGGAAACAAAAUCGACUCAAAAACCUGCAAAAACUCCAAUAAAAGCACCUGAAAACUCGCAAAUUAUUUCAACAUUAUCAAAAAGCGCUUCGUCAGUAAAACAUUUGCCAUUGUCAUCACAAAUUGAAUACGAACAGUUGAUACAAAAAAUGAAAAUUCUCGAAGAAUCAAAACAAAAACGACUUAAAGUUCGUCAGAUAAAAAGAACGAAUUCUGGAAACGUGGAAAAAGUUGGAAAAUCUUCGACAUCGAUUGAUAAACCUCCACAAACAUUUGAAACGAAGACUCAAACGAAAGUUGCACCAAACAAGAUUGAAGAUUCAUUGAGAAAAAUUCCACAUCUUGAUGCAGAUGCCAAACAAAGAUUCAUUGAUAAGACUGAAACUACUUAUAAACGUCACAGGUUCGUUAAUGUCUAA
Clunio marinus is the source of this 1905-nucleotide messenger RNA. The record is from the annotation of a GenBank genome assembly. NCBI's taxonomy places the organism in Eukaryota, Metazoa, Arthropoda, Insecta, Diptera, Chironomidae.